AUGACUGGUUCUCAUCAGUUCAACUCUCGCAUCGCAGGUGGAAAAGGUCGUCCAGGUGUCUUCAGCAUGACUCCAGAGGCUUGGUACAUGGACAGCUCGGAUAAAGACCCGAGCAAGCCGCACAGACUGGAGCCCAACCAGCCCGUGUCUAUGGACCAAUUAAAGAAGCUGGGAGUGCGGACAUGGAAGGUAAAAUAAUAAUAAUAAUAAUAAUAAUAAUAAUAAUAAUAAUAAUAAUAAUGAUAAUAAUAAUGAUAAAAGAAUGCGAGCCAAAUCACGGCUCUUAGAGCUAUCAUUACCACAAAUUUACCUUAAUACCAAACAAGGUUUGCUAUUAAAUAAGCUUAAAUGUAAACAUUAAUAGAAUAAAGUGAUUAUGCACCUUCAUUUUUCCUAUAUUUAUUUUAUUUUAUUUCAUUAUCAUAACUAUUUUUAACUUAUUAAAAAACAUUGAACAUCUUUUAUUGAAUCCUGAAUCAUCCUUAUUGAUAAACAGUUUUAGAAAUUGUACUGAUGUCUGCUGCUGUAUGUUCUUGUUUUUAUGUUGUGUUUUGAAAGGUGCUAUAUGAGUAAAAUCAUGAUUAUUAUUUUUGUCAUAAAACAUUUAAAAGUUGGUUUAUUGAGAGUUCAGAAGUUUUUUUGCAUCAGAAAUGGUCAUUCUUGUUGUUUACGCGUAAUGAAGCAUUCAUCAGAGUGCAUUUUGUUCGUCAUUACGCACAUCUGUUCCAUCAUAUUAAAUGACAGGAGCUGAGACGUCCUGGCUAAGGGACACAGAAAGAGCCUAUUUCCACUGUGAUUCCGUACUCAACUGAUCAUAUUGAAACAGAGUUAAACAGAAGUUCUUUGUUGUCUGAUCGGAUCAAUUUGUCCUGUUAUUGCAGCUGAAUGCUGACAACUAUGAAAACGACCCCGAGCUGGAGAAGCUCCGCAAAGAGCAAGGCUACACCUACAUGGACUACAUCCUUAUUGACAAGAACAUACUGUCCGACUAUGAAGAAAAGGUAACCAAAAACACCUUCACAUCGCUGUCCUCACUUAUGACUUUUUUAGAUUUUGCUAAUCAACAAAGACACUUUCUAAUGUGACCUGUACCAGAUUCCAGGUCAAAGUCCGAAACUGACCCGCAUGCGCAUAAGAACAACACGGAUUCAUGAUGUCUUUCUGUUCACCCUUUGCAUAUUCAUGAGCGCAGUUUGAACUUCAGGUUCAGGAUUUAUGAAGUCAAGAAUAUAAAGAGAUGAGAUGAAGAGAUAGUGAUGCAGUUUUUCAAGAAAUAGGCUUGCAACAGAGCCAAACACGCACAAAUGAAAUCCGAAAUAAGCAGACCGGUGUUGUGCCGUAGAAUGCACCCCCUGCCUCCCAUCCACUCGUUAGCUUCUUAAAGUGGAAGAAAAUGAUCUCAUAUUUUAAAAAACACGACUAUUUGAUCGUUACAACCUUCGUUCUGAUUUUAUGUGUCUCAAAAAUGCACAUACGGAGGUGUGCUUGGGUAUAUAAACUGUACAGUAAACUGUCAAGCUAGCAUACAUUAUAAAAUAAUGUAAUAAGCAAAUAUUCUGAAUCAGAGGGCUAUUUUUUCGGCUUAUCUGAAUAGCCUGAGUGAAAUUAUUAAAGGCACACGCUUUUGAAUUCAUCCAAUGGUAAGGAAAACUUGGAUUAUUUUCGCCUGCCUUGUUAAGUACUUUCAACCGCGCUCCCGUCGGGGGUGCAUUCUACGGCGGGGGGCUUUCUACGGCACAACACCGGACUGUCUACAGUCUGUGUUUCUUCAGAGAUUAACAGUUUGAGCUUGUCUGUACAUCUACUUUCAAUCGUUUUAUUAUGUUAAGACUCAAAAAAAGUUUUCCCGGGUGAUUAAAAUGGAACAGAAGAAGCGCCGGACACAUGAAGGAUGUGCCAUCGCGCCUUUUUACGUACAAAACAAACACUAAUAAAGGAACGCGUUCACUUGUAUGUUGAUGCAUUGCUGUUAUGUCUGUCACAAAAGCCUUCUCUAGAGGGCAAACCAUCAGUGAUUUUCUCUUUUUUAAGAGAGACGCUGUGCGCAUUUACGCAUUUAACUUUCUUAUUUUUUAAAACCUUAGGAUACUUCGACCGUAUCGAGCAGGACAGAGAAGGAGCUAGUCAUCAAUGACAUCCCGUCGACGGGAGGUUCAGUGUAAACAUUUGUUUACCUGUAAACCGUCUCCUCUUAAAACACAAACAAUUUACAAUGAAUGCAAUGAAUACAAAACGUAUGAGAAUUUCACCCUUAUAAGUAGAUGUCAUGACCUGUGACCUUUAGCCCACCACAUUUAUAUGCAUUUGUGAUUACUCUCCAACACUCACACACUUAGAUGAAGGCUCUAUACGCGGAGCACAUCCACCUGGACGAUGAGAUCCGCUACUUCCUGGAUGGGCGGGGCUACUUUGAUGUCAGGGACAAGGAGGACCGAUGGAUCCGUAUCUUAUUGGCUAAAGGGGAUCUGAUCACCAUACCAGCUGGCAUCUACCACCGCUUCACCCCAGACGAGGCAGUACGUUUGUAACUCACAUUUUGAUAUUAGCAGCUGAAUAUGAAAUGAGUAUGGUAAUGAACACUGAGGUCUCGAAAAUCACCUAAAAAUAAACCAAUCCUGUAGAAGUCUAGACACCUGUGUUUCUUUGCAUCAGUGAUAUGAAACCACACCCCUCUUUCAGCCUCUGUCUGACACACCUCUGAACACUGGAUGAUGCCUGAGGAGAAACUGUACCAGUUUUAAUUGUGUUUGUUUUUGCUCGUUUGGAAAGCUCACUCUGACAAAUAGUACAGUUUUUCUCCAGGGUUAGGAGGAGCAGCACCAACUGAGAUAAUCCAGCAUAAUUUGUCUGUUAACUGUUGUACCUCUGUGUGAAGAGUCCUUCUCCUACCCCUCUAGCAGAAAACUUAGUCCGUCAGAGUCGCUCUGUAAACAUUAAUUUGUCCUUAGGACUUUCAUCCAUGAAGGGUACCACCAAUGUUAGGCGCUCGCUCAGACUCCCAGGAAUAAACACACGUUUGGUUCCUGCUUAUUUGUUCUGAGCCUUUGUAGAAAACAUGGCUGUGCAACAUUUAAGCCCCCUAAGCGAGGACCCGCUGCUUCUAUAAUAUAAAAGACUUCAUCAGAAAUGAAACAAAUACUAUCAUCUAUUCAUACAAACUAAUUCAAACAGACUUCUGUGAAGUACAUUCAUUUUCUUUAGGAAACCACUACUAAUAUUUACUCAAUUUACCUUAAAGUGAUAAUUGCAUGAAUAUACCACAUCUUGUUGACAUGAAGAGGGCUUGACAGUUGCAUUCUUUACAUACAAGUGUAAUCUGGUGUUGUAAAUUUGGCAUUGAAGAGUCUCACACACAGAUGUGAGGGAUGGCAUGAAGCGCUUACUCUCUAACCAGGAAUCCUUCAAGUCCAGGUGUCUGUAAAUAUGGAGACUAGAUUCAGACUGUUAAAUGCUCAAAUAACUGAUUGAUAGUCCUAACUAGAUUCCAGCCUGUUUCCGAUUUGUGCAGAACUUAAAUCUUUUGUGUUUGUUUUAUUUUGUAGGGGUACACAAGAGGCAUGAGGCUGUUUAUUGGGGAGCCGGUGUGGAAAUCUUACAACCGACCAGCUGAUGAGAUUGAGAUCCGCCAGAAGUAUGUGGCCUUUUUGCAGGGACCCUGAGAGAGAUCUGCAUCCCAAGAC
This is a messenger RNA of Xyrichtys novacula (pearly razorfish), 3680 nucleotides long. Lineage: Eukaryota; Metazoa; Chordata; Actinopteri; Labriformes; Labridae. The record is from the annotation of a GenBank genome assembly.